Cadophora gregata is the source of this 300-nucleotide messenger RNA. RefSeq lists its product as uncharacterized. Lineage: Eukaryota; Fungi; Ascomycota; Leotiomycetes; Helotiales; Ploettnerulaceae. The transcript has a single exon. The record is from RefSeq and is a predicted model, not a curated record. The annotation marks the transcript as partial.
GCAGGUGAAGAGGGAACAGACAAAGGUGAAAUAACUGAAGAUGGUACAGGUAAUAACACAGAGGAUGGUGGAUCAAAUGAUGAUGAAUCAAAUGAUGAUGAUGAUUCAUCAUCAGAAACAUCAAGUAAUAAUGUAGAUAUCGCUGGAGGUUUAUUAGCGGAAAUUGAAAAAGUUUAUGAUACUUCUGUACCUGCUUCUUAUAACUCAGAUGAUAUUGUUGAACUUCGUAACGCAAUUGAUAAGUUAAUUAAAGAGCAAUCAGAUAUAGAUGUCCAUACGGAUGAUGAACGUAAAGCAUGA